Molecule: messenger RNA, 936 nt
Organism: Camelina sativa (false flax)
Lineage: Eukaryota; Viridiplantae; Streptophyta; Magnoliopsida; Brassicales; Brassicaceae
Source: RefSeq, a predicted model, not a curated record
AUGAAUAGUGCAGAGGAAGAGAAUAAAUCUCUACUAUUGAAAGUUUCGGAGACUUCAGAUGGGAUCCAACAAGCUCAGACCACCGUACAAGAACUAAAAGAGCAGCUCGCUGAGAAAGAAGGCGAACUUUUACUUCUGACUGAGAAGGACAGCCAAUCACAGUUGCAAAGAAAAGAACUAGGAGAAACAGUAGCGACACUGCAGAGGGACCUAGAGUCAGUUCGUUCUCGUAUAAUAGAUCUUGAGAGAGAUUCAGAAGCGGAAAAAUUAGUUGCAGCUAUCACGAAAGAAGAACUUGAGAGAGAGAAGCAAGAGAAAUCAGAAUUGUCGAAUCAGAUCACCAGUGUCGAGAAAGCAUUGGUAGAGAAAGAAGCUGCUUACAAUUGGCUGAAAGUGGAAAACAUGCAGAUCUACGAACUAGAAGCUCAAGUGGAAUCCUUACAACAGCGGGUCACAGAUUUAAGUGUGAGUAAGGAUGCAGAGGAAGAAAACAAAGCCAUCUCCUCGAAAAAUUUGGAAACUACGGACAAGCUUGAACAGACGCAGAACACCAUACAAGACCUCAGGGAUGAAUUGGGAGAGUUGAAAGACCGACACAAAGAGAAAGAGAGUGAGCUUUCUAGUUUGGCAGAGGCACACGAGAAAUUUAAGAGAGAUUCACAAGUGGAAAAAUUAGUUGCAGCUAUCACGAAAGAAGAACUCGAAGGUGACUUGGGAAAGUUGAAAGACCAACACAAAAAGAAAGAGAGUGAACUUUCUAGUUUGGUGGAGGUACACGAGGCCCAUAAGAGACAUUCCUCAACUCAGGUUAAAGGAUUAGAAGCACGGUUGGCAUCAGCAGAGAAACAGGUUAUAGAAUUGAACAAAAGCUUGAACAGUGCAGAGGAAGAGAAAAAACUGCUAUUAAUCAACAUUAGUCAUCUAAAAAAAAAGUAA